Emericellopsis cladophorae is the source of this 3225-nucleotide messenger RNA. RefSeq names its product putative lysine N-acyltransferase-like protein. The record is from RefSeq and is a predicted model, not a curated record. Bases 1 to 3225 code for a protein of 1074 amino acids. The transcript is spliced from 4 exons. Lineage: Eukaryota; Fungi; Ascomycota; Sordariomycetes; Hypocreales; Bionectriaceae.
AUGGCUUCGCAACCAACGAUGCGACUGCCCGACGGGCAGACCUUCACGACAAUGGCUAUAUUUGGAGGCGUCGGCUUCAAAAGCCAUGAGUUGAACAGUAACCAUCACCACGCGUUCCCGGCAGGGUGGACGAUCAUCCUCCACACAGAAGGUCCCGAGGACGAUGCGAACGCUGUGGGCAACAAUGAUGACUACUUGCCAGCUUCGCUGCGAGCACCAAGGAACGUACACCCGUUCAAGAAGCCGACGCUGAACCAGGACGCUCUGUUCAUCUCGUCCAUCUCCAACCCGUCGUCGAGUGAGUUCAAGCCUGCAGCGAGCCCUACCCGCCAAAUCGCCAUGAUGCUCUGGGUCACCUUGUACUGGUACUUCCACCAGCCGGAACCGCCACUCCAUCUCGACAGCGAGGCGUCAAAGGGCACCCCAGACGCAGCAAAGCCGAAAGGUGAGUGGAUCGUGCACGUCAAGAGGGACGGCGUGUUGAGGAGUAAAAACCUCAUCCCCAAGCUGGAGAGGAUGGGUCUCAUUGCGUCCCACAACACCUCGGUGGGCACGAGCUUGGACGAUAACGGCGACGAAUGGUCAGACAUGUUCGUCUCGCGGCGGAUGUUCUGGCAGAUUCCCGGACGCCAAUUCCUCUUCACCCUUGCGCCCAACAGAUCUCUGGCUUCGUAUCCUGGGUCUCCUGCUGGCAGCCGGUCCGCCUCGCCGACGAGGACCGAACCGCCUCAUGGAGCGCACCAUCGGCAGACUCACUCCCAGUCACCGCUGCCUACCAGCACCAGAGCCGAAUUCGAUCUGCCCGGUGGCCCCAUACCGACGACCAUGCUCCAAUCGUCAGGGCACCCCACAGGACCAUUCUUUUCGACCUCGCACUUGCCCACGUACUACCCUCCGCCGCCACUGCAGUACACCUUUACCAAUGGCACCCGGCAUCCUCUUCGCCCAAAGCCUGUGCGAAUGGGCGAGACAUUCUACUCUCGGUUUGUGCCUAGCGUCGGGCAGUACAUCUCCUUCCGCGUGGCAUCCGCUUCGCCCAAGCCUGUACCUCACCUGGGUCCCGUCGGGCCCAAGCCGCCGCAACACUCUCACCUGUGUACCCUAAGCGAUACAUCCCUGAUGCAGAUGUGGAUGGCUAACCCCCGGGUCAAGAAAUUCUGGGGCGAAUACCACCCGCAGUUCUUGAACAGUGCUCUGAGCCAGACUCAUUCGUUCCCUGUCAUUGGCCUCUGGGACGGAGUGCCGUUUGGCUAUUUCGAAAUCUACUGGGUGAAGGAGGACAUACUCGGGCGUCACCUAGGGAGCGAGGCGGACGAUUGGGAUCGCGGCCUGCAUGUCUUUAUAGGUGAGGAGUGGGCACGCGGGCGAGUGUCGGCGUGGUUGACGGGCCUCGUCCACUGGUGUCUCACGGCCGAUCCGCGCACGAUGAACGUGGUCCUGGAGCCGCGCGUGGAUAAUGAGCGUUUCUUGAAACACCUCGACGCCUGCGGUUUCGCCAAGGAGAAGAAGGUGUCGUUCCCGCAUAAGCAAUCGUGGCGGUGCGAACAAGAUGUCGAAUCAUCUGCGAACGCGACGGCUCCUAUCCUCCAGCGAGACCAGCUCACCGAACAGGCGAACGGCUCAUUGAGGACAAGUAAGAAGCGAAGCGCAUCGGAAGCGUCACUCUCCGACUAUGAAUCGGAUGGUUCUCGAUCAGGGGUGGAGCCACCUGCCAAGAGAAUCAUGAAGCUGCUUCGACCUGAUCCCCCCGAUGAACUGCUACACAAGAUCGGGACCAUGCCCUAUCUUGGGAAGAGAAAGGAAAGGACACCCAGUGUCAGCUCGGAUGGCGCCACGGACAUGGAGGGCAGCCAAGGCCAUACCACUAGACGUGUUGUAAAUUUAUGCCGAGCCAACAACGGCGACGAGGAUGAAGGGUUGUUUGCGACUGGUGCUCCCGAGAUUGUUGAGGGUGCGAUCCGAUACCCGCCACCUCCAGCUUUACAAGAUCCAUCAGCUGACAAACUUCAAUCUCCCCCGAUCGAAGCAGAAGACAACGAAGAAGACCAGACAACAAGCGUUGCAAGCGACGAAUCCGUAUCCGUCGCUGGUGAGGCCGAGUCGAACGAUGCAUACUCGGAUCGGGAGGAAGCAGAGCCUUGUACCACUGGCUCGGAUUCUGACCCAACUUUUCGCCUAGACGGUACGAAAAGCGCUCUGGGAGACGUGGCAGCUGAUUUGAAUGCACCUGACUUUCUUGCCAGUUUUGCGCAGGAUGUGGGCGCAUCUCCGGAGCCAUGUCACCAAAGCACUGCUACGAGCGGUGAAGGCAAAGCUGGCGAAAAGUCCGGUUGCGUAUCACCAAAGCAGGAUCUGAUCAACCAUAAAGAUGCGUCCCAGAAGCCUCUGAACCGUGUUGGAAGCCCGUCUUCGCCGGAUGCUCAAACAGCAUUGCAGCGACUCACCCAGAAGGUUGAACAGCUUACGAGAAGUCUACAGCUCGACGUGCAGAACAACGGUGGACAAGCGCAGGUGCCAACAUUGCCGCUAUCUGACAGUGCAGGGAUUGACCGUAUCCCUGAGAGCCAUGAGUCGGCCCCGGAAAGGUCAGCGGCAACCCCUGAUAACGAAGACAUCGGUUCUACAGCCAUCGGGAAGACCUACUGUCUCGAGUAUGAUGCAGAGUCAGAAGACGAAGCUGGGACACCCAAAGCCACAGGACAAGAGAUUGAAGCGGAGGCUCUCACUGGAAGUGACGAUGCCGACGUCUCCUCUCCCGUCGCCAGUGAGCUUUCGACCGACUCGUUCGCACUUAGCGAAGAUGUCACAGGGGACAGGUGCGACGCAGCGGCAUUCUCUAUGGCUAGCUAUGCUUUAGACAACGACCCGAAAAUCGGAGGUACACUACUCGUGGACGACGAGUCUGGAGAUAUGGGCGCCUUGGGUACGGAUAUAAUGAUCAGCGGAACAGGUGAUCAGCGAUGGGAGUUGUACGACUUCAUCCCUCGUUCCCCUUCCACUCCUACUGAGCGGAGCAUAGUGCCCAUGGACUACAAGACGCGUCGCUGCUCCGAAGAAAGUAGCGGCCAAAGCACCGUUGUCGCCUAUCGGGGAGGCUCUUCUUGUCUAUCAGUCACUGGCCAAAGUCGGUCGAUUGUCUCCAUUGCGGACGUUUGGAUGUUGGAUAUUGAUGACCCAGACAUUGGACUCCAUGAACGGGAAAACUUCAUGUACAUCUGGCACUGA